UUGCAUGCUGUGUCAGGCGCUGGGAUCGACACCGUCUCAAGUGGAGGUGACACUAGUGACUGGAAGAAGAGAGGAGACUGUGAGAGAGAGGCUCACGAGGGCUUCGGAUCACAUCAGUCUGGACCAGCUGAGGAAGAUAUGUGUGGUGUGUGUGAGUGACCCGGACAGAGUGGCAGUAAGACCAGUCGGCCCCACAGCAGUGGUCUGCUGGGCUCUGCUG
Molecule: messenger RNA, 220 nt
Organism: Geodia barretti
Lineage: Eukaryota; Metazoa; Porifera; Demospongiae; Tetractinellida; Geodiidae
Source: the annotation of a GenBank genome assembly